This is a messenger RNA of Botrytis sinoallii, 921 nucleotides long. RefSeq lists its product as uncharacterized. Lineage: Eukaryota; Fungi; Ascomycota; Leotiomycetes; Helotiales; Sclerotiniaceae. The coding region runs from base 1 to 921 and encodes 306 amino acids. The record is from RefSeq and is a predicted model, not a curated record. Gene Ontology annotation, molecular function: acetylglucosaminyltransferase activity. The transcript is spliced from 5 exons.
AUGGUUGCCCACAGUGGAGCUCGUUUGAUCGCAAUAGUCAAAGAAAGCGAAGAGAUAUUAGCAUCUAAAUCUGAAAUGGCUCGACUUCAGAAAGAAUAUCGCAAAGCAGGCAUGGACAUCACUAUAAUUACCACCCAUCUGAUGUACAAGGCUCGCAAUAAGAAAACAAAAUGGACUGUGGUUAUGGACGACGACACAUUCUUCCCUUCCAUGCGUGGGCUACUAGACGAGCUUGCCCUUCACGACCAUACGCAGCCUCAAUACAUCGGCGGACUGUCCGAGAAUUGGGCAGCGGUGAGAAUGUACAGGAUUGAUGGCAUUUGGAGGGGGCUGGCGUCUUUCCUCUCCACGCCACUGGCAAAGAUCAUCCAUGAGAACAUGAGGAGUGUAAAAAAUAACAUGCGAUUUACUUCCGGGGAUACGCUGCUGGACUUUCCACAAAUCGAUUUCAUGGGAGAUCAUUCUGGAUUUUAUGAGAAUGGAAGAAAGGUAUUAUCUUUACAUCAUUGGAAAGCAGGAUCGGCGACCAAAUAUCCCUAUGAGAUGGAUAAGAUGCAUCUAGUAUCAGAUCGUUGGCAAUUUGAUAACGAUAUCGUCCUUACCAAUGGGUUCAGCAUCGCGAAAUAUCCCAAGGGGGUCGUUGGAGCGAGGGGCAAAGAUGUCGACUUGAGGAGAACAGAAGUGACUUGGGAUGACAAAAAUCUCGAUGUUGAACAUAGUCUGUCACCAACACGGCCAGAAUUGAACGAGGCACAGAAAAUUAGCUGGAAAUUUCUGGAUAGCUAUUUGGUCGAUACACAUGUGGUUCGACAGGUGUAUUUGAGAAAGGGACUCACAGGAGGUGGAGAUGAAGUUCUGGUUUUGAAUUGGAGACAAGCGAGAAAAAGCCACAGUGCAGGAGGAACUGAAACCAGACAUUAA